AUGGCUGGGCCUGACGACGGGAAGCGCAGCGGAAAGCGUCGGCACGCGCCCGUGGAUCGCCCGUCGAGGCCACGGACGGAGGAUAAAAAGAAGCCGAGGAGGAGGAGCUCCCAGUCCCAGUCCCAGGCUCCGCCCUCCUCCGAGGUUUCGCCGCCUCCAACCGCCCCAUCUGAGGAGGAACACGGCGGUGUGUCAGCCGAGGUCGAGGCUAUGGUGCUCAAGCAAUUGCGGCAGUUCCUUGCCACCGACGCCAUUAAGACGAAAGAAAUUGCUGAACUAAUGAAAGACAUCAACGGCGAACGCACUCUUACUGUGGAGAGUAGUUUUGGUGACACUGAUGAUGGCAGCCUUGAGAGUCUCGAAGCUCGUAAAGUGGCAUUGUUGGUCUCACAGUCAAUCGUCAGCCUAUCUUCCUUUGCAGGUGGAAAGCGUAUCCGGGUUUGUUCAGGAUUUGUGAUGUGUUGGAAUUGCAGUCCUCAUACAAGUAUGAUCUUAACAUCUGCAACACUAGUUAGAUCUCUGAAUGGAGAUAAUAAUGUGAUUUCUGGUUUGAUAGUAAAGGUGCUUCUGCCAGAUGGGAAUAUAACUGAUGGAUAUAUUAUUCUGGUAGAUUUUCACUACAAUAUAGCUGCUGUUGAAGUUGCAGCCAAUUUGAAGCACCUAGAAAUUGCUGAUCCGAAGAACAUUACUGGUAGAGCAGGUGUCUUAGCACUUGGACGGGCAUAUGAAGGUUGUAAUCUUAUGUGUUCACGGGGUCAAGUCAUAAACAAAACCAGCAUCUUUGGCUGUUCGGAGCUCUUGGUGUCAAGCUGCGAGAUCUCUAUGGCUGGCUCUGGAGGACCUCUUGUCAAUUACGAUGGUCAAGUUGUUGGUAUCAACUUCUAUGAAGAAAAUCAAACAUCAUUCAUUCCAUUGGAAAUUGUAUCACGAAUCCUAGAACACCACCAGAACUUCAGCAAGAUAAUACACCCUUGGCUUGGGUUGAGGUACACUUCUCUUCAAACAGUGCCACUGGAAAUCCUGGAGCCCAUAUAUCAGAAGUUCCCUGAUGUUGAGAAGGGUUUAUAUAUUUCAAAUGUUGUUGAGGGAUCACCUGCUGAUUUGGCUGGCUUAUGUGUUGGCGACGUUAUUGUGAAAUGCGGUGGAGAAGAUCUAUCAAGUGCCCCAGAGUUUGGUGCAAUGCUACUGAAUGCCUGCAAGGAGCAUGUUAAGAGUAAUGGGGGAUCUUUUGGAGACUAUGCAGAGGAGAACAUGACAGUUGAGAUUAUGAUAAAACAACAAAGAGAUGGCAGCACAGUUUCAAAAAGUAUUGCUGCAGACGUACUCAAAGAGCUUCAUUAUAACAGAUGGCCUGCCCCGAUGCCAAGCUACAAGAUUCGCCUGAUAAACGUCACACGGUAUCGUUAGAAGUGCCUAUCUGUGGUGAUAAACAUUAUGCCGUUGUGUUAAUGAACGGAUUCAUGUACCCUCUUACCAUGUUAUGUUAUGUUAUAUCAUUUGAGGUGCCACUUGAUUAUUCGUUACGUAGAACUCUCUAGUUUCCUCAUCCUGCUCUGCAAAUUGAUGAGUCGAUGCUCACAUGGAUAAGUAGAUGCUUUAUAUGUGCAUGAGUUCUCUAUCAUGCAUUUAUAUAACAAAUGUCAUGUGAUGAUGAUGGAGUUGGCAUUAA
Molecule: messenger RNA, 1669 nt
Organism: Brachypodium distachyon (stiff brome)
Lineage: Eukaryota; Viridiplantae; Streptophyta; Magnoliopsida; Poales; Poaceae
Product: putative protease Do-like 14
Exons: 10
Coding region: 1-1407 (468 amino acids)
Biological process (GO): proteolysis
Molecular function (GO): serine-type endopeptidase activity; protein binding
Source: RefSeq, a predicted model, not a curated record